AUAUUCUUAAAAUAGUUUAUAGUUAUUAGAAUAUUUAGUCUAUAAUAGCUUAGACAGUAGACACUAUCGCUAUGAUAGUAUGAAUGCACGGUACGAAUUGCUUUCUAAUUCCCACGAUUUUGAUUGUGUCAUGUACUCGCACAUCUAAGCUCGUGUAUGAAAUUAUUUGUUAAUCUUAUUCAGUGUAGAAUUAAAUAUUUAAAUACUGCUAUUAUUUAAUACACAAUAAAUGAUGGAAAAAAAAAUUGAAAAGCUUCGUUCAAAAAAAUGAUCAAUUUCAAAGCUGUUACUAAUGAUCCAAAACAAAAAAAAAUUACAUUUGGAUCGGAUCGGUCUAACAAAGUACCUAUCGAUGAUUGUGUAACACAACAAAAACAACAAAGUUGCUCAGUUGAAACUGAAGAAAACAAUCCUUUGAUGUAUUCAACUGCUAAAGAACAAAUUGAGCAAAAUAACGAAGAAUUUUUUCUAAACUGGGAUAUAAAUGAUAAAAUGGAAUCAGAAGUUAAAAAUCAUCUUGAAGCAUUUAUGCUAAUGUCUAUAGAAAAAGGUAUAUUAGACGCUAUUGAUUUCAAAGAAAUACUAAAAAUAGUAAAAAAUUCUUCAUCAUUGAUGAACCAGAUGUUAUCAUUGUAA
Molecule: messenger RNA, 636 nt
Organism: Sipha flava (yellow sugarcane aphid)
Lineage: Eukaryota; Metazoa; Arthropoda; Insecta; Hemiptera; Aphididae
Exons: 5
Coding region: 268-636 (122 amino acids)
Source: RefSeq, a predicted model, not a curated record